AUGGGGGCGCCCUCCUCCUUCCUCUGCGCCCUCCUCCUCCUCGCCGCCUUCGCCUGCCACUUCAAUGGUGAUCUCAUCGCGCCCAGGUCGCACGGGCGGCGGCAUCACUCCCGCAACCACGGCCACGACCACGACCACGUCAACGGCCUGGGCGUCAACUACGGCACCAUCGGCGAUAACCUCCCCACGGCGGCGCAUUCCGUCAAACUCCUCCGCUCGGUGAAGGCGGGCGCCGUCAAGAUCUACGACGCCAACCAGGACAUCCUCCACGCGCUGGCCGGCACGGGCAUCCCGGUCUCCGUCAUGGUGCCCAACGAGAUCAUCCCCAAAAUCGCCGCGUCCCGCCGGAACGCGCGCAGGUGGGUGGCCAAGAACCUCUCUCGGCACCCCCGGGUCAAGAUCAUAUACCUCCUCGUCGGCAACGAGCUUCUCUCCAACCAGGCCAUCGCGGGAUCCACGUGGGGCAAGAUCGUCCCCGCGAUGAAGAACCUCCGCCGCGCCCUCCACUCCUACAAGCUCGGCCACGUCAAGCUCGGCACCCCGCUCGCCAUGAGCGCACUGUCGGCGUCCUUCCCGCCGUCCGCCGGCGAGUUCCGCGAGGACAUCGCCGAAUCCGUCAUGAAGCCACUGCUCCAGUUCCUCAGCGACACCCGCUCCUACUUCUUCAUCGACGUGUACCCGUACUUCGCGUGGGUGGGCAACCAGAAGGACAUCCUGCUCGACUACGCGCUCUUCCAGAGCCACACCACCGACAACGUCGUCGAUCCGGGCUCAAAGCUCAUCUACACCAACCUGCUCGACCAAAUGCUCGACGCCACCAUCGCCGCCAUGGCCAAGCUCGGAUACCCCGACGUGCCGCUGGCCAUCUCAGAGACCGGCUGGCCCAGCGGAGGAGGUGACGGCGCCAAUGUAGUCAACGCCGAAACCUACAACCGGCACCUCGCCACGCGGAUGUCCCAUACACCCGGCACGCCAGCGCGCCCGGAUACCUCGAUGCCCGUGUUCGUCUUCUCCCUGUACAACGAGGACCUGAAGCCCGGGGCGGGCACGGAACGGCACUGGGGGAUGUUCUACCCGAACGGGUCCUCGGUGUACGACGUCGACCUCACCGGCAAGCACUAUUACGCGCCGCCGCCGCCGGGCCCUGAGCCGGUGCCUCCCGCCAAGGGCAAGUGGUGCGUGCUAGCGACCACCAAGCCAGUGAACGAGACGGCGGUUGAGGCCGGCUUGAACUACGCGUGCGGCCAGGGCGGUGCGGCCACAUGCGCCGCCAUUCAGCCUGGCGGUACGUGCUUCGAGCCCAACACCCUCGAUGCGCACGCGAGCUACGCGUUCAAUGCGUAUUGGCAACAGUUCAAGAAGACUGGAGCAACGUGCUCGUUCAAUGGCCUUGCAGAGACGACUACAAAUGAUCCGAGCCAUGGAUCAUGCAAGUUCCCCACCUCUUCGGACGAGACUGUCAAGGGUGAGUGGUGCGUGCUAGAGAUUGGCAGCGGUAACGCGGUGAACGAGACGGCGGUGGAGGCCGGCAUGAACUAUGCGUGCGGCAAGGCCACGUGUGCCGCCAUCCAGCCCGGCGGUGCGUGCUACGAGCCCAACACCCUCGACUCGCACGCGAGCUAUGCGUUCAAUUCCUAUUGGCAGCAGUUCAAGAAUACUGGAGCCACCUGCUCGUUCAAUGGCCUCGCGGUGAAGACCACCAAAGAUCCAAGCUAUGGAUCGUGCACGUACCCCAGCACUCCGAGCUAG
Molecule: messenger RNA, 1749 nt
Organism: Lolium rigidum
Lineage: Eukaryota; Viridiplantae; Streptophyta; Magnoliopsida; Poales; Poaceae
Product: probable glucan endo-1,3-beta-glucosidase A6
Exons: 5
Coding region: 1-1749 (582 amino acids)
Biological process (GO): carbohydrate metabolic process
Cellular component (GO): plasma membrane
Molecular function (GO): hydrolase activity, hydrolyzing O-glycosyl compounds
Source: RefSeq, a predicted model, not a curated record